Molecule: messenger RNA, 1542 nt
Organism: Mugil cephalus (flathead mullet)
Lineage: Eukaryota; Metazoa; Chordata; Actinopteri; Mugiliformes; Mugilidae
Gene: slc25a3a
Product: solute carrier family 25 member 3a
Exons: 8
Coding region: 184-1257 (357 amino acids)
Biological process (GO): mitochondrial phosphate ion transmembrane transport
Cellular component (GO): mitochondrial inner membrane
Molecular function (GO): phosphate transmembrane transporter activity
Source: RefSeq, a predicted model, not a curated record
CUGCCUCCUACUACUGGACAAAGAAGCGGUAGUGCCCUCCCAGGAGUUUUGCUGACGUCACGGAAGGACGAAUUGAUUUACCGCGAGGUCAUUCGGUCUCUCCGAGGUGCCGGUAGCAGCUCAGCGGAGGCGCCAUCUUAAGACGCAGAGAGACGCAGCUCCGCCAGCAGGCAGGACACUACCAUGUAUCCGACCGCUCUGACGCAGCUGGCUAGGGCCAACCCAUUCAGCGCUCCGUUGUUCAGCCUCCAGAAAGUGGAAGAACCCCAACAGAGCCUUCAUGGACAGAGGCCCCGCAGACUGGCAGCAGCCGCCACCGCAGACGAGGAUGUCAGCUGUGAGUUUGGCUCCUCAAAGUACUAUGCCCUGUGUGGGUUUGGGGGUAUCCUGAGCUGCGGCAUCACACACACAGCAGUAGUGCCCCUCGACCUUGUCAAGUGCCGUCUGCAGGUGAGCCCAGAAAAAUACAAGAGCAUUGGCAAUGGCUUUGCAGUAACGGUGAGGGAAGAUGGUGUCAGAGGCCUGGCAAAGGGCUGGGCCCCUACCUUCAUUGGUUACUCCAUGCAGGGACUGUGCAAGUUUGGCUUCUAUGAGGUGUUUAAGAUCUUCUACAGUGACUUGCUGGGAGAGGAGAAUACCUACCUGUGGAGGACAUCUCUGUACCUGGCUGCCUCAGCCAGCGCAGAGUUCUUUGCUGACAUUGCCCUGGCUCCCAUGGAGGCGGUCAAAGUUCGUAUCCAGACCCAGCCAGGCUACGCAAACACUCUCAGGCAGUGUGUCCCCAAGAUGUUUGCAGAGGAGGGGCUCUGGGCUUUCUAUAAGGGUGUGGUGCCCCUGUGGAUGAGGCAGAUCCCCUACACCAUGAUGAAGUUCGCUUGCUUUGAACGCACUGUGGAAAUGCUUUAUAAGUAUGUGGUUCCAAAGCCCCGCAGUGAGUGCUCCAAAUCUGAGCAGCUAGUUGUCACCUUUGUGGCUGGUUACAUCGCUGGUGUGUUCUGUGCCAUCGUUUCCCACCCUGCUGACUCUGUGGUGUCUGUGCUGAACAAGGAGAAGGGCAGCACUGCUGUCCAGGUCCUCAAGAGGCUGGGACCCAAAGGUGUGUGGAAGGGUCUUGUUGCCCGUAUCAUCAUGAUUGGUACCCUGACCGCCCUGCAGUGGUUCAUUUACGACUCUGUGAAGGUCUACUUCCGUCUGCCCCGCCCACCUCCCCCCGAGAUGCCAGAGUCCCUGAAGAAGAAGCUUGGCCUCACAGAGUAACACCCCAGUCCAGCCAGUCUCCUUCACAUACACGUCAAACCACCCUCCACUUCCACAACGCACACAGUUUUCUAUAUUUAUGUUCUGGGCUCCUGCUGCUCUACACACAGCGUAUGGCUGCUAAUUACUAUUUAAGAACAGAAAAGCGAGUGAAAGAGGGCCUGUACAUGUUCAUUGCUCAAGAAUCCAACAGAAAAUAUUCCUCUGUAGAAACCCCUAUCUGGUUUUAUCAACUCCUGUCAUUAGAUAAUGUGGAAAUUAUAAUAAAAGAAAUACUUCCCUGGA